AUGGCUUCAGUUAUGAUGUCCGAUGCUAUCGAAUCCGAUAUUGGGGCCCCGUCCAGCGGUCGCGGCACUCCAAGGGCACGCCCAAAUCAACGAGGUUCUUCUGCUCGACCAAAGGGUCCUCCCUCGGAGAGUGUUGCGCCUUUGAGCGACGACGAGGGUUUCGCAGAUGAUCAAGUCCCAACGGGGAACGGUCGUCCAAGGAGGAAGGAUCGAGCUGUUCCUCGGGUAGAAGAUGUGAUCGGUAAAUAUGUUCAGGACAAUUUUGAAGAGUUCCUGGAAACAUUCAUCGAGGACCCUAUAUUGUCUGGAGCGCCACCUUCAAGUGCUGUGGCUACCGACAAAUACUAUGUCGCACAAAUUCACGGAUUAAGGACAUACCAACUCUCGACUCUGUAUGUCGAUUAUAGGCAUCUCUCCAACUACAAGGGCGGUGCUUUAGCAGAAGGCAUUGUGGAGGAAUACUAUAGAUUUUUACCCUUCUUGACGAAGGCUCUACACAACCAGAUCGCUAAAUACGAACCAAAAUACUUCAGAGAUCAUCGACAGCCAACAGCUUCGAGCAACCAGACCUCCUCAGGUGCUAGCAAUGCUGCUUCGGCAAGCCAAUCUGAUUUCCAGGGAGACAAGACGACGAAUCAACAGACCGAUAAGUUGUUCACAUUAGCAUUUUACAACCUGCCUCUCGUUUCCCGCGUCCGACAUCUUAGAACAGCCAACAUUGGACAGCUUCUCUCUAUCUCUGGAACAGUCACGAGAACUUCUGAAGUACGGCCAGAAUUAUCGCUGGCGACUUUUGUCUGCGAGGCUUGCAAGAGUACAGUUCCUAAUGUAGAGCAAACAUUUCGUUACUCCGAACCCACACAAUGCCCCAACGAAACUUGUCAGAAUCGUUUGAUGUGGAGAUUAGAUAUCCGACAAAGCACGUUUGUGGAUUGGCAGAAAGUUCGAGUCCAAGAGAACAGUUCAGAAAUUCCAACUGGAAGCAUGCCUCGUACAAUGGAUGUUAUUCUACGUGGGGAAAUCGUGGAGCGGGCUAAAGCCGGAGAAAAGUGCAUUUUCACAGGUGCCCUUAUCGUCGUUCCAGAUGUCAGUCAACUCGGCCUACCCGGUGUCCGUCCAAUGGCAGUACGAGACAACCAAAACCGAAGUGGAGAUGCGAGCGGUGUUACUGGUCUCAAAGCUUUGGGUGUGCGUGAUCUCACCUACAGACUUGCUUUCUUGUCUUGUAUGGUGACUCCUGACACGUCAACCACUGGCUCGUCGGUCAACCAGCAACUUAAUGGUCAAUCCAGCAACAUCCUAGCAUCUCUCAACCAGACUGCUCCUAUCGAUCCAAAUGAGCCUGGUGACCAUGCUCAAGAAGCGGUUCUUGCGUCGAUGACACAUGCUGAAAUCGAGGAUCUCAGAAAGAUGGUUCACAGUGAUCACAUUUACUCUAGACUUGUCAAUUCACUAGCACCUAUGGUCUACGGUCAUGAAAUUGUCAAGAAGGGUCUUCUGUUGCAACUAAUGGGCGGUCUAAGCAAAACUACACCUGAAGGCAUGCAAUUGAGGGGAGAUAUCAACAUUUGCAUUGUUGGAGACCCUUCGACGUCAAAGUCCCAAUUUCUGAAGUACAUCUGCUCUUUCUUGCCUCGUGCUGUUUACACUUCUGGAAAAGCAUCUUCUGCAGCUGGUCUUACAGCCGCUGUGGUCAAAGAUGAGGAGACUGGAGAGUUUACUAUCGAAGCUGGUGCUCUUAUGCUGGCAGAUAAUGGCAUUUGUGCUAUUGAUGAGUUCGACAAGAUGGACAUCGGUGACCAAGUUGCUAUCCACGAAGCUAUGGAACAACAGACCAUCUCCAUUGCAAAGGCCGGUAUUCAGGCAACCCUGAACGCUAGAACAUCUAUCCUGGCAGCAGCAAAUCCCGUUGGGGGGCGAUACAACCGGAAGACGACACUGAGGGCGAAUAUCAACAUGUCAGCUCCUAUCAUGUCUCGUUUCGAUCUGUUCUUCGUCAUUCUGGAUGAGUGCAAUGAGAGCGUGGAUCGCCAUCUAGCUGAACACAUCGUUGCAAUCCAUCAACUUCGUGACGAGGCCGUCCAGCCUGAGUUCUCUACAGAGCAGCUCCAGCGAUAUAUUCGAUUCGCCCGAACUUUCAAGCCAGAGUUUAGUCCGGAAGCAAAGGAAGUUUUGGUUGCCAAAUAUAAGGAACUCCGAAGCGACGACGCUCAAGGGGGUAUCGGACGAAACAGUUAUAGAAUUACAGUCAGACAGCUAGAGUCUAUGAUUCGAUUGUCAGAAGCUAUCGCCAAAGCUAAUUGUGUUGAAGAGAUUACACCAACUAUGGUAAUUGAAGCAUUCAACCUCCUCCGACAGAGUAUCAUCUCCGUCGAGAAAGAUGACGUAGAAGUCGACGAAGAUGAAGACGAAGUCCUCGGACCCAACGGCAAUCGCAGGGACACUGACGGUGACUCUCCUAUGGCCGAUGCUGAUGACGACGAAGACGGCGAUAAUGGCCCAGAUGGCGGUGUUGGCGCUGCGGCUGUGGCUGCUACUCGUGCGCCCGAGAGCAGGAGAACGAAGAUCACGUAUGAUAAAUAUAUCAGUGUAUUGAACCUGCUUGUGCAGCGAGUCAAUGAAGAUGAGAUGAGCCAGGGCGAGGGCGUGGAUGGCGAGAAGCUUGUGCAGUGGUAUCUUGAGCAGAAGGAGGAUGAGCUGGCUGGCGAGGAGGAUUAUCAUGCUGAGAUGGCGUUAGUGAAGAAGAUUAUCAAGAGGAUGGUCAAGGAGAACAUCUUAAUGGCUGUCAGAGGCCAAGGUCUCAUAGGCGACGACGGACAAGGUAGCUCAAGCGCCGCGGAGCAAGUCGUCUAUGUCCUGCAUCCUAAUUGCGCGGUUGAGGACCAUUGA
Molecule: messenger RNA, 2889 nt
Organism: Lachnellula hyalina
Lineage: Eukaryota; Fungi; Ascomycota; Leotiomycetes; Helotiales; Lachnaceae
Gene: mcm6
Product: DNA replication licensing factor
Exons: 3
Coding region: 1-2889 (962 amino acids)
Biological process (GO): double-strand break repair via break-induced replication; DNA replication initiation; mitotic DNA replication
Cellular component (GO): nucleus; MCM complex
Molecular function (GO): single-stranded 3'-5' DNA helicase activity; single-stranded DNA binding; ATP binding
Source: RefSeq, a predicted model, not a curated record